Plutella xylostella (diamondback moth) is the source of this 841-nucleotide messenger RNA. RefSeq names its product steroid receptor RNA activator 1. Gene Ontology annotation, cellular component: nucleus. The record is from RefSeq and is a predicted model, not a curated record. Gene Ontology annotation, biological process: regulation of transcription by RNA polymerase II. Lineage: Eukaryota; Metazoa; Arthropoda; Insecta; Lepidoptera; Plutellidae.
AGAACAGAGAACACCCUUAUUGAUAGAAAAGUUUGGAAUUUGCAAUUUUGCAUUUGUAUUUUGUUGUAAAUUGGAUUUAUUGAAUUUACACAAUAUGGAAGGCUUUGAAAACACACCCAACCAUGGGACAAAAGUUCCUUUCGACCCUGGCUGGAAUGAUCCACCUAAGAUCAACACUCAACAGAGCACACCUAAUAGACCUAGGAACUUUUUAAAUAAGAGAGUGGCGUUUCCUUUAUCAGGGACAUCUGCUAGCCCUGCCCCACCUAAUGCUCAAAUGCCACCUCUGCCAACAGCUUUUAUGCCACCUCUCAUUCCUCCAGUACAAUCUAUGCCUUUAAAUACUACUAGUGAAGAGGUUCCAGUGAAUAGUGAAUGUCUUCUGAAGGAAGUUAAAGAAAUCCUAUUAGAAUUCCUAGAUAACAGCAGUGAAUUGGGCCCAAAAUCAAAUGAUAUCAAGAGGAGGAUCAGUGUGAUGGAGGAGAUGUGGGUUACCGGGAAACUGAACAAUGCUAUCAUGUUGAGGAUGAAGGAAUUAGCUUGUGCUCUAAGAGAUGACCAGCCCACAGCAGCAGAUGACAUCCACAGAGCACUGAUGAUUGACCAUGUGAGUGCGGUGGGCACCUGGAUGCCGGGAGUGAAGCAUCUGGUACACCACUGUAUAGCUCGAUCUGAGCUUCUAGCAUUGGACAAGGAAUCUUAGUGCUAUAGCAGAAUGUGUAAAAAAGUGUGAUACUGUACAGUGUAUAAUAGCAAUGUAUUUUUAUAUUUUGGCAAUAUGUAAUUAUGUAGUCAGAAUGAUAUAACAUUUGUUUAUUUACCUCUAUGCCCAUUAAGCUUA